Molecule: messenger RNA, 2004 nt
Organism: Durusdinium trenchii
Lineage: Eukaryota; Dinophyceae; Suessiales; Symbiodiniaceae
Source: the annotation of a GenBank genome assembly
AUGUGGCGCCCGUCAGAGAGCGCUACGGGAUGGCUUGUCAUAGUGCUGACAGCCAUUGGUAUGGCACUCUCGAACCUGUUGAUGGUCUUUGCAGUGGAGUACUUGGUCCGCUUCAAGUUCCACACUGUGCAAGUGGCUAUGGACAAGUUUGGAGUGGCUGCCGGUAUUUUGGUUCUCAUGGCCCUGAUGUUUGUCUUUGCCCUGGUUCUCACUUCCCUUGUCCAUGGACUGGCGCCCGAAGCAGGUGGUUCUGGAUCAGCUGAGAAUAAGGCCUGGCUGAAUGGCUUCGACACUUCCAAGCUUUUCAGCCCCACAAUCCUUGCAGUGCGCUUCGUGGCAGUGAUUUUCUCCAACACCACGGGGUUCCCUUGUGGUCGCGAAGGGCCCACAGUCGCUCUAGGCGGUGGCAUGGCCUUCAUACUUUGCCGAUGUAUCAGUGCCAAACACAAGGAGGCCAGAGAGUAUUUGGACAUGCGUGCUGGAGCACCUGGUGCAGUGCGUAUGGGUUGUAUUGUAGGAGGAGCUUGUGGCAUGGCAAUGAUCUUUAAUGCCCCACUGGGGGGCAUCCUCUACAUGUUCGAAGAAGUCAGCUCUUCGUUUUGGCCCAUGGAGCUCACCUUCAAGUCUUUUGUGGGCUGUACGAUUUGUACCACCCUGUCCUAUUCGUUGCUGGCCGUGGUGCAUCGCGGGAUCCGGGAGUUCGUGAUCUUUGAAAUGUGGUACGGCCCUGCUGUUCAGGAUUACCGGGCAUGUGACAUCCUGCCUUUCAUCAUAUUGUCGGUGCUCUUGGGUUUCCUUGCCCCUCUUCACACGAUGCUGUGCUUGAAGGUGCAGGAGAUGAGAAAACAUUUGCAGAGCGAAACUGUGCUGCGCAGAUUCCAGCCUUGGGCAAAGAUGAUAGACACGGUGCUUUUCGCAAUCCUUUGCGCGGCGGCUGUGGGGCUUGCGAGUUUGUCAGGAGAAUGUCAUGAGAUCCCGGAGCAGAAGCUGCAGCAAGAUCUCAGCUAUGUCCAAUUCCAAUGUGAAGAGGGCUUCUUCAAUCCAGUAGCCUCCCUGUUGCUUACUACGCCCGACGGAGCGGUGAAGAUGCUCUUCAAUCGGGAUAAUUUUGAGUUUUUGGGUUUGGCCUCCGCGGUUUCGUUCUUGACAUACUUCACUUUGAACGUCCUCUUCACUGGAGUCCCUGUGCCUACGGGUAACUUUACGGGGGCGAUGCUGAUUGGUGGCAUGGCUGGGCGGCUGAUCGGCUGUGUGCUGGGUCAUUUGCUGCCACAGAUGGACUUCGCACCUCAAGGAAUUUAUUCCAUGAUUGGUGCCGCGGCCAUGCUGUCGGGCUUCAAGCAGAUGACCAUAGCUCCUGUGAUGUUCAUUGUCACUGCUGCCAAUAAUGUGGACAUUGCUGCCCCAUUGAUGAUGGCUGUCAGCAUCAGCCUCUUCAUCAGUCACAUGGUCGCUUGUCAAGACGCGUGGGAUGAGGAGCAGUUGAUCCGCAAGAAACUUCCUUAUUUGCCUCCGGAAUUUUGCAAAGAAUUGCGCCAUUUCUCUGCAUGUGACUUGAUGGAUGAGCUUCCAGCUGCAGCUUGUCAGCUGAAGCCCUUUGCUCUCACGUCUCAGAUUGAUGAAGCACUGAUGUGCUGCUCAGCACCCUGGUUCCCAAUGCUCGAUGGACCACGAUGUGCCUCCCUUUUGCCACGCUCUGGAUUGGAAAAGCAGCGGCGAAAACAUUUGGGAACAGAUUCGAUUCAUGUGGGCGCAGUUGCCCAAAGGACAGGGAUACAGAUCCUUGAGGGCACUUCAGCUGCUUCUUUGUACCCGCUUUUCGCUCAAGCCCAUCUGCAACUGAAGUUGAACUGGUCGCUGAGAAGGGAGACUGCGCUACAGACGACAGUGACGCUGAUUCUGAGUCAUCCGACAGGGACAUUGCAUAAGGCUGGGCAACUUCACUGGCUUCGAUCGAGAAGAUCCAUGUAUGGCGCGUCGAUGCAUAGAGUUUCCACAACGUGA